AUACAUUCCUCAUCGGUGACAGCUGCUGCCGAUAUCUUUACCGGCUUGCAUUUUGCAUCUAAAUCUUGGUUUUCCCGCGCACACAAUUAAAGUUUCCCAGGUAAAAAGGACUAGCGAAACAGAAUAACAAUAGGCGCAGGCAAGCAACAAAGGAUUCUUGGGAAAUUCUCAAAAAUUCCGGCUAUUCGGUGAAGACGAACAAAUUCCCGAACAUUGACACACAGAACACCGAAAUAAACGCACGUUGCUAGCUUGCCAAUUUUUGCGGCCACGAAAAUAAUUGCAGAAAGAGAGAUUCCCCCCACAGAGAGAAAAGAUAAAACAAAAGCGAACACACAGACGCACAUAGUAAAGCAACGAAGAAUUAGCAAAGCACAGAGAAAUUAGCAAAAUAUUCAAUAGUUAAUAAAAAAAAUUUAUUUUCUGUGUUAAUUUUAACUAUCAACAUUUUUGAAAAUGCCACGCGUUGCUGUUAGAAGGAAGGCUGAUGCUGAAGCCGAGACGGAGACCACAAAUGUUGAUAACAAUAACAAGGGCGAGACCUCCGAUACCGUUGGCCCCAAAGGUAAGAGGUCACGUAUGAAUUUCAUAUUGCCCCUGCCCGAGAGACCACGUGUUGUGGGCCGCGCUCUAGUAUGUGGCCAAGGUGAUAUGGGCCAGCUUGGCUUGGGGGAUGAUGAGUCCAAAUUUGAACGCAAACGACCGGCGCUAAUUGAAAAAGUGGCCAAUGUUGUCGAUGUCAAGGCAGGCGGUAUGCAUAAUUUGGUGCUCACACAUGAUGGACGCGUUUUUUCGUUUGGCUGCAAUGACGAAGGUGCCCUCGGCCGCGAUAGCAGUGAAGAGGGUUCCGAAUUCGAACCCAGCUUGGUUAAAUUGCCAGGCAAAGUGUUGAAAAUCACAGCGGGUGAUUCGCAUUCGGCUUGUUUGUUAGAAGAUGGGCGUGUUUUUGCCUGGGGCUCCUUUAGAGAUUCUCAUGGCAAUAUGGGCUUAACCUUGGAGGGCAACAAGAGGACACCAAUAAAUGUCCUGCCAGAUUUGACAUGUUGUGACAUUGCUUCCGGGGCCGAUCACUUGGCCAUACUUACCUGCCAGGGUAAAGUCUAUACAGUUGGCUGUGCGGAACAAGGUCAGUUGGGACGUGUGUCACUGCGAUCGGCCUCAGGCGAAGGUCGUAGAGGAAAAACAGAACUUUUGAAACCUGGCCUAGUUAUAACGAAGAAUAAGAACAAACCAAUUGAAGCCAUAUGGGCCACAAACUAUUGCACCUUCUUGCGAGAACAUCAAUCUGGUAUUAUAUGGGCCUUUGGCUUGAACAAUUACUGCCAGCUACUGGCGAAUGCAAAGGACUUGCCCACCAUUAUCAAUCCCAUUAACACGAAAAUUGAAAAUGUCAAACAAAUCGCUGGAGGCCAACAUCAUACACUUAUACUGAAGGAAGAUGGCUCAGUGCUUGUAAUUGGUCGCAAAGACUACGGCCGUUUGGGACUGGGAACAGUAGCUGAUGAUGUGACCCAAUUGAAACCGAUAACUGCUCUCAAAGGCAAGAAAGUUGUCAGUGUGUCAUGUGGGGAAGCCCAAUCGUUUGCCUUGACCGAUGAUGGCAAACUAUAUUCAUGGGGCAUGGGCUCCAAUCACCAGUUGGGCACUGGCUCAGAAGACGAUGUACUAGAACCCGCGUUGAUUGUCAGCAAGCAGACGGAAGGCAAGCGCAUAAUAAGGGCUUCGAGUGGCGGACAACAUAGCAUAUUUUUGGUAGAAGAUGAAAACCAGCCUGCCUCUGAGGUUAGUGUUAAAGAGAAGUCUACGGCUAAGAAAGCCACAACCACCGCGUCCAAGACCAAGGGUGCUGACAAAGCUGGCCAAGCUAAGAAGGAUGACCCGGAGACGGAAGCACCCAAAAUAAAUGGCGAUAUAUCUAAAGCAGAAGAUGCCACCACGACACAGUCAAAUGGCUCAGAAGAGACAAAAACAGAUGAGGCCGAAACGGCUAGCGCACCACCGCCAGCCAAGAAGGGACGCAAGAAGAAAUAAGCUGUAUUUAUGUUAGCUUGUAACAAACUAUUGUAGCUUCUUAUAUGUAUUCAUAUACCUAUUCUGACUUAUUACAAUUUUCUGUUAGCUCAUGAUAACUAUUUCCCCUUGCAUGCAAACAAACCGCAAUCCCUAUCCCCCCCCAUCUGGGCAAUUUUGUUUUCCUUAAACAAUUAUAUUUUUUCUUUAGUUAAAAAAUUUAAUAUUGUUUUUCGUUUUCUUACCUAGAUCUAUAAAAUUGCAUGAAUGCCUCACUCUAUUACGAUCCCAACACUGUAAUGCUUGUUUGACUUACAUACACAUUUUGUUUUUUCCGCCAGUUAUUUUGUUUUGUAUUUUUCUUAAUAGACUUUUAAGAUUUAACCACUGCUAGAGAAAACUCGCAAAAUUUUGUUUUUGGGGAAACCGACCUCCAGAUUUGUGACAGUAGCAGUGUAAAAUUUAAUAAAAAAAAAAAAAAACAAAAUGUAAUGCAUUUUCUAAACAUUAGCAUUAUUUGUUUUUCUGAAAAUCAAAUCUACCUCUUUUUUUCUUACCAUUUUUUAUAUAUACACCGUUAGUGUACUUUUGAUUUGAUGAAUAAAAGAGUUGAAAAUUUCUAA
Stomoxys calcitrans (stable fly) is the source of this 2633-nucleotide messenger RNA. RefSeq names its product regulator of chromosome condensation (gene Rcc1). The transcript is spliced from 2 exons. The record is from RefSeq and is a predicted model, not a curated record. Gene Ontology annotation, cellular component: cytoplasm. Gene Ontology annotation, molecular function: guanyl-nucleotide exchange factor activity. Lineage: Eukaryota; Metazoa; Arthropoda; Insecta; Diptera; Muscidae. The coding region runs from base 457 to 2031 and encodes 524 amino acids.